Cucumis sativus (cucumber) is the source of this 4109-nucleotide messenger RNA. Its product is annotated as phytochrome E. Lineage: Eukaryota; Viridiplantae; Streptophyta; Magnoliopsida; Cucurbitales; Cucurbitaceae. Gene Ontology annotation, biological process: detection of visible light; regulation of DNA-templated transcription; red, far-red light phototransduction. Gene Ontology annotation, molecular function: photoreceptor activity; protein homodimerization activity; phosphorelay sensor kinase activity. The transcript is spliced from 4 exons. The record is from RefSeq and is a predicted model, not a curated record. The coding region runs from base 280 to 3684 and encodes 1134 amino acids.
GAAGAAACAGAGGAAGAGAGGGACGGGUGAAAUAUGCUAAUCCAAAAACAAAAGCAAGUAAAUUCCAAGCGAAACUAAACACAAACAUGGAUUGUGAAUCGGCGACAACAACUGAUGACGACGACUCUCUUCUUGGGAAGAUAAAAUCCAAAUUCGAAGGAAGAGCUCUCCUUUUUUCGAAAGAAACGUACGGAAUUUGUUUCCACCAACAAUUCAAUCACCAUUCUCUCUCAACAACAACUCUUCAAUUCAAUUCAAUCCUUCUCCUUUAAUUCAUUCAUGGACAAACUGAAUCGGAGUUCCGAUAGAGGAAUGGCGGCCUUUUCUUCUUCUGCCGACAGCAAUACUAGGGCUCCUCCUCCUCCUACUACCACUAGUACCGACAACAGACUUGCUGCACUUGUUCAAUACAAUGCUGAUGCUGGCCUUUUGAACAAGUUUGAGCUUUCCGAUGCUUCUGGUGAGUCUUUCAACUAUUCAAGAUCAGUUCUUGAAGCUCCUGUCUCUGUUCCUGAAGAACAAAUUACUGCCUAUUUGUCUAAGAUUCAGAGAGGUGGUUUGGUUCAACCAUUUGGUUGUUUGCUUGCUAUUGAAGAAUCUAGUUUUAAGAUUAUUAGUUUUAGUGAGAAUUGUUUUGAAUUACUGGGCCUUAAUGAUGAUCAAUUUGGGUCGGCACAGGGGAAGAAGGGUCUGAUUGGGGUUGAUAUGAGAGCUCUAUUUACGCCUUCCUCUGGGGCUUCUUUGGCCAAAGCGGCUUCUUCCAGGGAGAUUUCGCUGUUGAACCCUGUUUGGGUUUAUUCUAGGACUACCCAGAAGCCGUUUUAUGCUAUAUUGCAUAGAAUUGAUGUGGGGAUUGUCAUUGAUUUGGAGCCUGCACGGUCUGUUGAUCCUGCAUUGUCGCUUGCUGGUGCUGUACAGUCACAGAAACUUGCGGUUAGAGCGAUUUCCAGGUUGCAGGCUCUACCUAGUGGUGAUAUCGGUAUUCUAUGUGAUACGGUUGUCGAAGAUAUUCAAAAACUUACCGGGUAUGAUAGAGUGAUGGUGUAUAAGUUCCAUGAUGACGAACAUGGUGAAGUAGUGUCAGAAAUCAGAAGGUCUGACUUAGAGCCAUACCUUGGUUUGCAUUAUCCUGCCAUUGAUAUACCUCAAGCAGCUCGUUUUUUGUUCAAGCAGAACCGCAUUAGGAUGAUUUGUGAUUGCAAUGCGAAGCCGGUGCCAGUCAUUCAAAGUGAUGAUCUAAAGCAGCCUCUUUGUUUGGUAAAUUCAACAAUAAGAGCACCACAUAGUUGUCAUUUGCAAUACAUGGCAAAUAUGAGUACCUUAUCUUCAUUAGCAAUGGCAAUAGUUAUGAACAGUGAUGACUCACCAACAAGGCUAUGGGGUCUGGUAGUGUGUCACCAUACUUCUCCUCGAUAUGUCCCUUUCCCACUUCGUUAUGCCUGCGAGUUUCUCAUGCAGGCGUUCGGGCUGCAGCUUUACAUGGAACUUCAAUUGGCAUCACAAUUAACAGAGAAAAAGAUCCUCAAGACACAAACUUUACUUUGUGACAUGCUUCUCCGAGGCUCUCCAUGUGCAUUGCUGACUCGGUCUCCUAGUAUAAUGGAUCUCGUGAAGUGUGAUGGUGCUGCAUUGUACUAUAAGGGGGCAUGCUAUUUAUUAGGUAUAACUCCAACUGAAGCACAAGUAAAAGAUCUUGCAGAGUGGAUACUCAAUAAUCAUGGGGAUUCUACAGGGCUGAGCACGGAUAGUUUGGCUGAUGCUGGCUAUCCUGAAGCUGCUUCACUAGGUGAUGCAGUGUGCGGUAUGGCAACUGCAAGAAUCACUUCAAAGGAUUUCUUAUUCUGGUUCAGGUCCCAUGUUGCAAAGGAAAUUCAAUGGGGAGGAGCCAAGCAUCAUCCAGACGAUAAGGACGAUAGUGGAAGAAUGCAUCCAAGAUCAUCAUUUAAAGCAUUUCUUGAAGUUGCAAAGAGUAGAAGUUUGUCUUGGGAAGUUCAGGAAAUAAAUGCCAUUCACUCAUUGCAGCUAAUAAUGAGGGAGUCUUUUCCGAACUCUGGGGACAGUAAUUCAAAGGCAGAAAAUUCUCCCCAGUUGAGUGAUGCUGAGAUGCAGGAUAUCAAUGAACUCAGUUCAGUAGCUUGUGAAAUGGUUAGGUUGAUUGAAACAGCAACGGUUCCAAUUUUUGGUGUUGACUCAACUGGUUUGAUCAAUGGAUGGAAUGCUAAAAUUUCUGAACUUGUGGGAUUACAUACUGGAGAAGCUCUGGGGAAAUCUCUGGUUAAUGAGAUUGUUCAUGAAGAUUCACGUGGAACUGCCGAAGAUUUACUUUCCUGUGCUCUGCAAGGUAAGGAAGACAAAAAUGUGGAGUUAAAACUGAGAAGUUUUCGAACUGAUAAAGAACACCCUAACGUGUAUAUUGUAGUUAACGCUUGCACAAGUAGAGAUUACACAAACAAAGUUGUUGGAGUUUGCUUUGUUGGGCAAGAUCUUACAUCUGAGAAAGGUGUGAUGGAUAAAUUUAUCCGUCUGCAGGGAGAUUAUAAGACUAUUAUUGAAAGUCUGAGCCCAUUGAUUCCUCCAAUGUUUGUUUCAGAUGAGAAUGGUUACUGCUGUGAAUGGACUGCAGCCAUGGAAAAGCUUACUGGUUGGAGGAAAAAUGAAGUUGUAGGAAAAAUGCUAGCUGGGGAGAUCUUUGGGAAUUUCUGUAGAUUGAAAGGUCUAGAUACCCUCACUAGGUUCAUGAUUCUAUUAUAUCAAGGCAUUAGUGGUCAAGUAACCGAAAAGUUUCCAUUAGGAUUUUUCAAUAAGGAUGGGAAUUAUGUAGAUGUGCUGUUAACAUCGAACAAGAGAACUGAUGCCGAAGGAAAUGCCAUUGGUUGUAUCUGCUUCCUGCAAAUUGUUCAGCCCAACUUACAUGGGGUCUUGGAAGGACUUGGGACGGGUGAUAGAGAGGCCAUUCUGCAGCAUAAGGAGUUGAGCUUCUUAAAGCAUGAGGUGAAAAAUCCUUUAAAUGGCCUCAGAUUUAUGCAUGAACUCCUUGUAAACUCUGGUAUUACCGAAAACCAGAAACUUUUCCUUGAUACUAGUGAUGCAUGCGAGAGACAAAUCAUGACAAUCAUAGAGGAUAUGGACUUCAGAAGUUUAGAAGGGGGCCAAGUAGAGAUCAACAGACAAGACUUUCUCCUUGGGAGUGUUUUGGAUGCCAUUAUCUGUCAAAUCAUGAUUGUUGUCAGAGAGAGGAACAUUCAACUUUUUCAUGAAAUUCCAGAAGAAAUCAAAACGUUAACUCUUUGUGGCGACCAAAUUAAGCUUCAGAUGGUUUUAUCAGAUUUCUUACUUAACAUAGUGCAGUAUGCGCCUGUUCUGGAUGGUUGGGUUGAAAUCAAAAUUUCUUCUGGUUUGAAGCUUAUACAAGAUGGAAAUGAGCACAUUCACUUGCAGAUCAGAAUGUCACAUCCAGGUCAAGGUUUGCCUCAUGAACUAAUCCAAGAUAUGGUUGGAGGAGGACAACAGUGGACUUCAGAACAAGGCCUGGCCCUAAACCUGUCACGCAGACUUCUUAAUAAAUUGAACGGUAAUGUCCGCUAUGUUAGAGAGCAAACCAAAUGCUACUUCCUCAUCGACCUCGAACUCAAGUUAAGGCGCUUGAGAGGGUCAACAGAAGCUACUACGAGCCAAAGGACUUGAGUUUCUAGUUUCGAGCUGAUGAACGCUUGUACAAAUAGAAUUGAGAACCCUUCUCAUUUUGAGCCUGGACGACGUGAAAAUCCAGUAGUGUCCCCAGCACAAUUGUUUUACCUGAUAAAUGAAAGCAUUCGACGGGUCCAUUUUUCAGUUGUGACAACGUUGGAUGGUCAGAUUUGGUGUGAAAAUUGUAUGCAAUAUGUUUGUAAAUGAUAAAGUCGGAUUUAGAAGUUUGUGAAGUUCUGCUUGUAUUUAGUAGUUGCCGCUGCUGGUGCAUGUUUCAGCAAUGCGGCAGUGUAUAUGAAUGAAAACUGAAACAUGCAGUUUUGUUUGUUGCGUUAUGUAUGUGAAAGCCAUACAUUGUAAUAUAUUUGAGAAUUGUGCUUAUUCUGGCACUUUUUAUGGCUCAUACAUCUACAUUUAUUCCA